AUGGCAAAAUAUGGCAUCGCGCUGCCGCCGGACAAUUAUCCGCUGUCGCGACCAGGCGCGGCGGGACCCGAGUUACUUCUGGACACCCCGUUGCAAAAGGCGCUAUCAGAAUAUGCACGACAGUCGGGCAUGAUACUCCCAGCUUUUGUCGAGCUGGUGCGCGGACAGACGGCUGAUGACUACCGGCCUAACAAGAACCUGGUCCCAGGCGUGCUGAACGAAGUAUGCAAGGGUUACGCACAUCUGGAAGAGCUCCAGAGAAUCGUGCAGGGCGGCGUUGAAGUUCGGCUAAGCAAGACACCUCCACGGCAGGUACAGCGGCCACCAAAUCACGGGUCGGCGCGAGAUCGCCUUAAUGUGCUCCGCAAGAACAUUGGAAAGGAGCAGGAUGCUGGGCGGUGCCUCGUACUCGACCGCGAUCUCCUCAAGCAAUGGCCCGAGAUUAUUAUCAGCCCCUUUGGGGUGGUGGACAAGGGCAAUGAGGACGAAAAACGUGUCGGGUAG
Molecule: messenger RNA, 504 nt
Organism: Phytophthora sojae
Lineage: Eukaryota; Oomycota; Peronosporomycetes; Peronosporales; Peronosporaceae
Exons: 1
Coding region: 1-504 (167 amino acids)
Source: RefSeq, a predicted model, not a curated record